Messenger RNA from Gossypium raimondii (Peruvian cotton), 1395 nucleotides. Its product is annotated as probable mannitol dehydrogenase. The record is from RefSeq and is a predicted model, not a curated record. Gene Ontology annotation, biological process: lignin biosynthetic process. Gene Ontology annotation, molecular function: zinc ion binding; cinnamyl-alcohol dehydrogenase activity. Lineage: Eukaryota; Viridiplantae; Streptophyta; Magnoliopsida; Malvales; Malvaceae. Bases 67 to 1152 code for a protein of 361 amino acids. The transcript has 5 exons.
GAAAGAAAGAACAAAAACAGAUUCAAAUUUUGAAGAAUUUAAUUCCAAAAAUUAGAGAUUCAAACAAUGACAAGAUUGCCAGAAGAAGUGCACUCCAACAAGGCUUUUGGAUGGGCAGCCAAAGAUAGCUCUGGUGUUCUUUCUCCCUUCAAUUUUUUCACAAGGGAAACAGGGGAAAAAGAUGUGACUUUCAAGGUGCUUUAUUGUGGGAUAUGCCAUUCAGAUCUUCAUAUGGUUAAGAAUGAAUGGGGAAAUUCCAUUUAUCCUCUUGUCCCCGGGCAUGAGAUUGUUGGUGAAGUGACUGAAAUUGGAUGUAAGGUUCAAAAGUUCAAAGUUGGAGAUAGAGUUGGAGUUGGCUGCAUGGUUGGUUCAUGCCAUUCUUGCGACAAUUGCAUCAACAAUCUUGAGAAUUACUGUCCCAAAAUGAUUUUCACCUAUGGGACAAAGUACUAUGAUGGAGCUGUUACACAUGGAGGUUACUCCAACACUAUGGUUGUCGAUGAACACUUUGUCGUUAGCAUUCCCGAGAACCUGCCUCUUGAUGCUACUGCCCCUCUUCUUUGUGCCGGAAUCACGGUGUAUAGUCCGUUGAGAUUCUAUGGACUCGAUAAGCCUGGUUUGCGUGUUGGUGUUGUUGGACUAGGAGGACUAGGCCACUUAGCUGUGAAAUUUGCAAAGGCAAUGGGAACCAAUGUUACGGUGAUCAGCACAUCUCCUAGUAAGCAAAAGGAAGCAUUGGAAAAUCUCGGAGCCGAUUCGUUUUUAGUCAGCCGAGACCAAGAUCAGCUUCAGGCUGCCAUUGGCACAUUGGAUGGAAUCAUCGAUACGGUAUCUGCCCAACAUCCAUUGUUGCCAUUGCUUGGGCUGUUGAAAUCUCAUGGGAAGCUUGUGAUUCUUGGUAUUCCAGGGAAACCAUUUGAGUUACAAGUAUUUCCUUUGAUUCAAGGGAGGAAAUUAAUAGGAGGAAGCAUGAUUGGAGGAAUGAAAGAAACUCAAGAAAUGAUUAAUUUUGCAGCUGAACACAACAUAAAAACAGACAUUGAAGUUAUAGCUAUGGACUAUGUGAAUACCGCCAUGGAUCGCCUUCUCAAAGGUGAUGUUAAAUACAGAUUUGUGAUUGACAUUGGUAACACAUUGAUGCCCUCCUCUUAAAGGUGUUUCCCUUGCAUUUAGAUAUAAAAACCAUCGAGACCAGUCCCGCAGUCUUAAAUUCCGGUAGUUUUCAUCUCCUUUACUAUGUAAUAAAAUUUGUUUGAGUACUUGAAUUGUUUUAAAAUUUUCAUGUUCAGUUAUGGAUUGAGAUAGCCUCUCUUUUUCUAGACUUUUAUGUGCAUUAAAAAAAUUCGUAUGAUAUAAUUAUUUCAUAAGGUUAAUCGUGAUUAGAGAUGAGCAAAA